Messenger RNA from Suricata suricatta (meerkat), 2991 nucleotides. It is a transcript of the gene ZNF235, whose product is annotated as zinc finger protein 235. The transcript is spliced from 4 exons. Gene Ontology annotation, molecular function: DNA-binding transcription repressor activity, RNA polymerase II-specific; RNA polymerase II cis-regulatory region sequence-specific DNA binding. The record is from RefSeq and is a predicted model, not a curated record. Gene Ontology annotation, biological process: negative regulation of transcription by RNA polymerase II. NCBI's taxonomy places the organism in Eukaryota, Metazoa, Chordata, Mammalia, Carnivora, Herpestidae. The coding region runs from base 187 to 2346 and encodes 719 amino acids.
AGGCAGCUGGCCGAGGGAGCCCAGAGGAAGCUGGAAUCCAGCCCCUGUUCUCAAUUCUGCCUGGAGAAAGGGGCACCUCUCGGGGUCCCACAAGUGCCGUGCGGACUGACGGCUCUCCUGACGGCUUCCCUUCCGCAGCUUUGCCUUCCCAGAACUCUGCCCUGCCCCAAAAGGAAAAGGAGAGAAAUGACCAAAUUCCAGGAGGCAGUGACGUUCAAGGACGUGGCCGUGGUCUUCACGGAGGAGGAGCUGGGGCUGCUGGACCCCGCCCAGAGGGAGCUGUACCGAGACGUGAUGCUGGAGAACUUCCGGAACCUGGUCUCUCUGGGGCAUUCCUCCUCCAAACCAGACAUGAUAUCCCAGUUGGAGAGGGAGGAAAAGCUCUGCGUGAAGGACGUGCACGCUCAGAGAGGAGGCAGGAAGCAAAACGAGAAGGAGACUCUACAUGGAGCACAAGUAAGGUGCCUUUCAUUGGGAGAGAUUUCGGGCUGGCAAAUCAAGAGACGUGUUGUGAGCCAAUUAACCAAAGAGCAAGACUCCAAGAUAAAUCUUCCAGGAAAGAGUUCUCAGUUCCCUGAACAGUGUGAUUCCCCCUGUCGGGUGGGAGCAGGAUUAUGUAUUCAGGCUUCCGUGGAAGAUGGCUGUAUAAUGAACCUCAUAGAGGAUCCUUCCAAUGUUCUUGAAAAUCAAGAAUUUCUGGCCGGGAGAGCUCAGAAUUCUUGGAGCAAAAUCUAUCUCAGCCAAAUGCAGAAUUACCAGAGAAGUUGUAAGCAGACGCCGAUGAAAAACCAGUUCUGUAUAUUUGCUCCAUACAUGAACAUCUUCAGUUGUAUCUCCCACCACCGUGACGACGAUAAAGCUCCUGACAGCCAUGGUAAAGACGUCCUCAAGGUGUCCCCACGGGCCCAGCAGACCUACCCCUGCAGUCAGUGCGAGAAAGCAUUCAGUGACGGCCCCAGCCUCGAGCUGCAUCAGCAGGUCCACUCGGGAAGGAAGUCCUCUGUGCACAGCCCACGCGAGAAGGACGCCAGCUACCGCUCAGCCUUGCCCGGUCCGCGAAGCGUCUACACGGAAAAAAAACGCUACUGGUGUCACGAGUGUGGGAAGGGCUUCAGCCAGAGCUCAAACCUGCAGACUCAUCAGAGAGUCCACACAGGGGAGAAGCCCUAUUCGUGCCUUGAGUGUGGGAAGAGCUUUAACCAGACCUCCCAUCUUUAUGCCCAUUUGCCGAUCCACACAGGAGAGAAGCCCUACCGAUGUGAAAGUUGUGGGAAGGGCUUCAGCCGGAGCACGGAUCUGAACAUUCACUGCCGCGUCCACACGGGAGAGAAACCUUACAAGUGUGAGGUGUGCGGGAAGGGCUUCACGCAGAGAUCCCAUCUGCAGGCCCACGAGAGAAUCCACACCGGGGAGAAACCGUAUAAGUGCGGAGACUGUGGGAAGCGCUUUAGUUGUAGCUCAAAUCUGCAUACGCACCAGAGAGUCCACACGGAAGAGAAGCCGUAUAAGUGUGACGAGUGUGGGAAGUGCUUCAGCUUGAGCUUUAAUCUUCACAGCCAUCAACGCGUCCACACGGGAGAGAAACCAUAUAAAUGCGAAGCGUGUGGGAAGGGUUUUAGUUCAGCCUCAAGUUUCCAGAGCCACCAAAGGGUUCACACGGGGGAGAAACCGUUUCGCUGCAAUGUGUGUGGUAAAGGCUUCAGUCAGAGUUCCUAUUUCCAAGCCCAUCAGAGGGUCCACACUGGGGAAAAACCGUACAAAUGUGAGGUGUGUGGGAAGCGCUUCAAUUGGAGCUUGAACCUUCAUAAUCAUCAGCGGGUCCACACCGGAGAGAAACCUUAUAAAUGCGAAGAGUGUGGAAAGGGCUUCAGUCAGGCCUCAAAUCUUCAAGCUCAUCAGAGUGUCCACACGGGGGAGAAACCAUUCAAGUGUGAUGCGUGUCAGAAGCGAUUCAGUCAGGCCUCCCACCUUCAAGCCCAUCAGCGAGUCCACACGGGAGAGAAACCAUAUAAAUGUGACACCUGUGGCAAGGCCUUCAGCCAGCGGUCAAAUCUGCAAGUCCAUCAGAUCAUUCACACCGGAGAGAAACCAUUUAAAUGUGAGGAGUGCGGCAAAGAAUUUAGUUGGAGUGCUGGGCUCAGUGCUCAUCAGAGGGUCCACACCGGAGAGAAACCCUAUACGUGUCAGCAGUGCGGCAAGGGCUUCAGUCAGGCCUCACACUUUCACACCCACCAGAGGGUCCACACUGGAGAAAGGCCGUACAUAUGUGAGGUCUGUUGUAAAGGCUUCAGCCAGAGAUCACAUCUUGUGUACCAUCAGAGAGUCCACACUGCGGGCAACCUGUAGAAAGGUGAGGUGUGCUGUGGCCUUCAGUGAGAGUUUGCAUCUACGUCUCCACUGGAAAAUGGAUGCUAGUAGUCGUAGAAAGUUUCUUCAGAACUCAGAAGCCUCAGGAAUCUUCACGUGCAGGAAGCUUUGUAAAGUGCUCUCUUUUAAGGACAGUUGGGUGCUAAAUUCUUUGCAAAUCAGGUUUCAUAGAGGAGAGAAAACCUAUUCAAGAAAUAUGGUCAGUGUUAUUGCCAGUGUUCUGAAUGUCCCGAUUUCCAAGGUGCAACACAAAAGAAUUUCAAAAUCCAUCCAUGUCUACCCAGGAAAAAGGCCUUAUAAAUGAAAAUUAGGAGCAGGACUUUAACAAAAGUGGAGUGACAGACAAGUAAAAUUAAUGUCCCUGCUUUAUCUCUACUGUGUAGAAGGGCACGUGGCUCAUAAUAGAUGCCCAGCAAUUAUUGGACAAAGUGGAGGACGUUAGGACAGAUACAGUAAAACCUUGCUUCUACGUGUGUCAUACGGGAGCGUAACUCAUUCCAGAAGCUGCUUCAUCCAAAGCACUUGUAGAUCAAAGCCCAUUUCCCCAGAAGAAAUAAUGGAAACUCCGAUGAUUUGUUCCACAACCCAAAAAAUAUGCAUAUAAAAUGAUUACAGCACGGUAAU